Messenger RNA from Aspergillus terreus NIH2624, 1839 nucleotides. RefSeq names its product putative PHD finger domain protein (Ing1). Lineage: Eukaryota; Fungi; Ascomycota; Eurotiomycetes; Eurotiales; Aspergillaceae. The record is from RefSeq and is a predicted model, not a curated record. The transcript has 4 exons. The coding region runs from base 1 to 1839 and encodes 612 amino acids. Gene Ontology annotation, cellular component: nucleus; Rpd3L complex; Rpd3L-Expanded complex. Gene Ontology annotation, biological process: regulation of DNA-templated transcription.
AUGUCCGUCUCAGCCGUCCACCAGGGCCCCAGUGCCCGUCAAUCGGCGCGCCAGACACGCACCAACCCAUCUCGCACCUCCAAGACGCUGGGACGUUCGUCAUUUGCCUACGGUCAUGGCGACACCCCUCCUACCCCGGUGCCUCAUGGCUUCUACCCGGCCCUUACCCACUUCACCGACGCCAUUACCGCCCUCCCUCGAGAAUUCCGCCGACACAAUUCCCUGCUGAAGGAGGUCGAUGCAAAGGCCUGGGCGCUGGAGGACACCCUUCUGCAGUUGCUGAAAGCCUCGUCCGAAUGCCCUCCAGUUCCCUGUCCGGCGAACCCCGCGCCUAUGAUCGGUGGUGUCGUGCGCGAGGACCUUCUCCCGGUGAACCUUUCUCAACCCCCCGAAUCCGAAGAAAGCAAAAACCGCCGCCUCCUCUUUGACCGUGUUCGCUACACCCUCUCCGACCUGAUGAUGACCGCCGACGAAAAGAACCACGUCAUCUCCAACGCCAAUGACGAGCUCGACCGCCAGCUCCACCGUCUCGACGACGUCUUCCCCUUCAUCGCCGGCGAGAUCAGCGACGAGGCCCGUCUGGGCAGUCUGACCCACUGGGCCUACUCCAACCGCAACGCCGCCAAGACCACCACCAACGAGCGCCCGCGACGUGAAGCCGCCUCCAACAAGGACAUCGUACACUCCAUUCAUGAAGCCGAGGCGGCGUCUCGCAGCGAGGCCAGACGCGAGGCCGUCCUGGCCCGCCGACAGCGACGCGCCCACGCCGACUCCGAUAUGGAUGAUGUGCGCGCGCGCAAAGGGCAGUCGGGCAAAGCGCGCGCCGAUACUCAUGGACAGUCGGGGUCGUCUGGUCAGCCGAAGCGGAAGAAAGUCGAGCGCCCACCGCCGGUGGAUACGGGGGCGGCCAUGGAGCGCACGACGAGUGCUGCGGGGGGUUCCGCAAGGGCUAUUUCGAAGGAUGGUGCAGAGGGGGCAAAGAAACGGUCUCGGGCGCCGAAUGCGAACUCGGCGGCACGGAAGAGGAACAAUACCGGUGCCUCCAACGUCGAUUCGCCUGUUAUGGUACCCUCCCCUGUGGUGGGGUCGGCCAGCAUCCCCCGAUCCGCUGCAAGUCCGGGGCCGGGGCCUGCUCGACCGCAGACGUCGCGGCAGCACAACUCUGGACAAUCGGGCAACGGUCGCCCGCGACCGUCGUCAUCGGCGUCAAACCGUGUGGCUUCUGGAGGUAAGGCGGCGGAGGCCCGUGGGCCCAAGGACACUCCCAGGCUGGAGACGGUCCCUAUACCAAACCUCGAGAUGCAGCGUCGGGACGACGACGAGCGUGGGGUUCCAGUGUCCAAGCUGGGCGCACCAUUGAGCUCUGCGCGCGAGGAUUCGGAUCCCAGGCCGGCCGAAUCUAUCGAGCCCGGCGAGACCCCGGCGUCAGGGACAUCGAACGCGGCACCCAAGGGCCGGUCGUCGAAGACAUCCACGCCAGUGCUGGCCGCGCUUGCCGAGCCGGCGCAGCAGCGGGUGCGGCCGACGCGGAGCACGGAUCCGGCGCCGGCGAAACGAUCGCAGAAGAAGAACGGGGGCAGCGUGGUGGUGCAGCGCGCGCCGUCGGAGGAGGAAGAGUCGCUCCAUGAAGGCGACGACGAGGACGAAGAGGGCGAGCCCCGGUACUGCUAUUGCAACGAGAUCAGUUUUGGCGAGAUGGUGGCGUGCGACAACGAUGCGUGCCCGCGCGAGUGGUUCCAUCUGUCGUGUGUUGGGUUGACCAAGCCCCCCGGGAAGAAUGUGAAAUGGUACUGUAACGAGUGCAAGGACACUAUGCGACGAAGUCGGAGUGGGCGGUAG